Pocillopora damicornis (cauliflower coral) is the source of this 1448-nucleotide messenger RNA. Its product is annotated as short/branched chain specific acyl-CoA dehydrogenase, mitochondrial. The record is from RefSeq and is a predicted model, not a curated record. Gene Ontology annotation, cellular component: mitochondrion. Gene Ontology annotation, molecular function: acyl-CoA dehydrogenase activity; flavin adenine dinucleotide binding. NCBI's taxonomy places the organism in Eukaryota, Metazoa, Cnidaria, Anthozoa, Scleractinia, Pocilloporidae.
UAGUACUCCUUUGUUCCUAACGCAACAAUAUGGCGCUGGGCAAGAUGUUACCAUCAGUUAUGAAGCGGUUUCUACAGAGUGCUGUUAACAGAAUGCACUUACCAUCCACAAGUAUGUUUGGCCGAUGUUCAAGCACAGCAGCAUCACAUUUGGAAGAAAAUAUCUCCAAGUCAUUUGUAACUGGACCUUUGACAAUGCUUUCUGAAGAGGAGGAAAUGAUGAAAGAAACAGUUGCUAGGUUUGCUAUGGAGAAGAUACAGCCACUGGUAUCAGAAAUGGAUCAGAAUUCAGAAAUGGAUCCAUCAGUAACACAUGAACAUAUUUAUUUUUUUAAGGUUGGAAGUUUUUGUCUCUCUGAAGUUGGCUCAGGAAGUGAUGCAUUUGCUCUUGAUACAAAAGCUGAAAAGCAAGGAGACUUCUAUGUGAUAAAUGGCUCUAAAAUGUGGAUCACAAAUGCUGAACAUGCUGGAGUAUUUCUUGUCUUUGCUAAUGUUGCACCAGAAAAGGGAUACAAAGGAAUAACAACAUUUGUAGUCCCAAAAGAAACAGAUGGUCUUUCACUUGGGAAAAAGGAAGAUAAGCUUGGAAUUAGGGCAUCAUCAACAUGUCCUGUGCACUUUGACAAUGUGAAGGUCCCUGCUAGUGCAGUCCUUGGUCAGGUUGGUCACGGCUAUAAGUAUGCAAUUGAGUGUCUAAAUGAAGGACGCAUAGGGAUUGGAGCUCAGAUGGUUGGACUUGCUCAGGGCUGUCUAAAUUGUACAGUUCCUUACUUACACGAAAGAAAACAAUUUGGCCAGAAGAUCUGGGACUUCCAGGCUGUCAAUCACCAGGCUGCACACAUGCUUACGCAGAUUGAGGCUGCUCGGUUGUUGGUGUAUAAUGCAGCACGGAGAAAGGAGGCAGGGCUUCCCUUCCUUCGAGAAGCUGCCAUGUCAAAGUACUUUGCAGGAGAGGUGGCCACCUUGACAACUUCGAAGUGUAUUGAGCUGAUGGGAGGAGUGGGUUAUUCCAAACAGUAUCCUGUGGAGAAAUUCUACCGUGAUUGUAAAAUAGGUUGGUGCAGUUUUUAUGUCUGAAUUCAAAGCUUGGGGCAAAGGGGGCUGGACAAAGACAGGAGAGAGGGCAAACUCUUUUUUUUGUCAUUUGGCCUGGAGCUCUAUGCACUCUUGGCAAUCUUAAUCCACUAUUUUUGUACAAUUCAUGGUGUUUCCUUGAAGCUUGAAACUUCAGAACAUGCACAGAUCACGUGGAUCAUGAGUCAAAUUGUUACAUGUUUUUAUUCACCUGUCUUCCUUCCAUGAUCAUAGUGUCCAGGUCUGUUCAGUUCAGACCCAGGGCAAUGGUCUUUUCCUUUUGGUCUAUGAUCCAACUCAUUUAAUAAUAUCUUUUUUAACCCUUUAACUCCCAAAAUCUUAUUAGUAAUUCUCCUUACUGUCUGCCAUAUAGUU